UUGGACACGUGGGAUUGCAUGUAGUCAUUUCAGUUACGAAACAUAAACAGUAAUGGCGGCCUCCAUGUGCAUCAAAAUUACGUAAAAUAUUUUCAAUGCUUGUGCAAAAUACGAGUGGAAAUUGAAUGUGAGCAUCAUCUAAAGCUUUUGCCUACUAUUUUCAGAGGAAAAUGUCUGCAGCUAUUUAAUUCGAUUCUGGAAGAAUCACGGGGAGACCCUUGUGAAAAAUAUUCUUUCAAACGAAUCAAACGGCUCAAAAUUAGAAAUAUGAUUUCAAAACUCAUUGCCAAAUACCCUGUGAUCAAAACUAUGAGUGCAUAUUUUUGUAUCAACGUGGCUGCAGACUUCAAUGAACAGGUGUUAUUUAAAGGGCGCACAAGAGAAACAUAUGACCGUGGUAAAACUGCAAGAAUUGCCGCCACUUGCACCUUCGUCACUUCACCCAUAAUGUUUGUUUGGAUCCGAUUUAUAGAUAAGGCUAUACCAGGCAAAGCUUUGUUAUCUGUCAUGAAAAAAGUGCUCUCUGAUGCUUGUUUUUUCGCACCUUGUAUCAUCUCUACAUUUUAUAUCACAACAAAUAUAUUGGAAGGCAAAAAAGAUCUUACAGAAGAAUGGAAACAGAAAUUUUAUCCAACUUGGACAACUGGACUUUGCUACUGGCCUUUUGUACAGACUGUGAAUUUUGCUUUAAUUCCAAUGAAAUAUAAAACUUGCCUUUAUAUGCCAACAGCUUCUUUCAUCUGGAUGAACUAUCUUUGUUAUAUGAAAGACAAGAAAGUUAUUCAUGAAAACGAAGAGAAAGAAGAAAGUUCUAUGCAACAUACAUGUAACAGUCCAGUGUCAAACAACUUGAUGCCAGUUUUCCAAGAUUCAGCAAUAACUAACAUUCCAUUAUCACUGACUGUUGUUCAAAACAAAUAUAUUUAUGUGAACUUGUCAGACUCCAUGUGUUCAGAAAAGAGUGGCAUUACUGAAAAUGCUUCUAUAGACUCAUGUUCACAAAAUUGUACCCUACAACCUUCAAAUCCCCAAACUUCACAGCCGUCAGAAAAUGGUGCCUCUUGUAAUACUGAUAUUGGAGUCAAGUCUGGAUUGAUGUUUCAGUCACCAGACAUUUUUACAAUGGGAGUUAUUCUUUGCCCUCAUUGAAGAAAAGUUUUUAAAUCAUAUAUUUAAUUUUUAUUGGAGGAUUGUUCUGACUAUUUGCCAUGUGCCAAAGAUUUGUAUUUAAAUAAAAUUCUUAACAUUA
Messenger RNA from Ruditapes philippinarum (Manila clam), 1249 nucleotides. Its product is annotated as mpv17-like protein. Bases 268 to 1149 code for a protein of 293 amino acids. The record is from RefSeq and is a predicted model, not a curated record. The transcript has 6 exons. Gene Ontology annotation, cellular component: cytoplasm; membrane. NCBI's taxonomy places the organism in Eukaryota, Metazoa, Mollusca, Bivalvia, Venerida, Veneridae.